CCCGGCACUUUUUGGAGGCACUUCAUGGACGUCAUGUGCGCGCGCAGCCUCUUCUCCUCCUCCUUCUUCAUCUUCUUCAUCCUCCUCACCUUCAGGCUGCUGGAGCCCGUGCGCUCCACGCAGAACCAGAUCUGCGACCUGGUGAAGGACAUCGACAAGGAGAGGGACGCCUGCGAGGCCCAGAUAGAGAACAAGACGACAGGUUGCAGCGGGACGUGGGACAAGGUCACCUGCUGGCCAGCUGCAGAUGUGGGCGAGGUGGUCACCAUCCCGUGUCCCGAGUAUCUCCUCUACUUCUCCAGGGAGCUCCACACACGCAACCUGUCAAAGACUUGUACCGAGGACGGCUGGACCCCCGUCAGCAUUGACAUCAAGGACUGUGGCUACAAUCCCAACAGCACCACGGACGAUCAUUCGCAGAGGGACUUCUUUGACGCCGUCAUAGUGGGUUACACCAUCGGCCACAACGUGUCCCUCGUCUCUCUCACGGCCGCCAUCAUCAUACUGUGCCUCUUCAGGAAGCUGCACUGCACCAGGAACUACAUCCACAUGCAUCUCUUUGUGUCCUUCAUCCUCAAGGCCAUCGCCGUCUUCAUCAAGGACGUCGUUCUGUAUGAUGUCGGCGAGACGGACAGUUGCCAUUCGUCUGUGGGCUGCAAGGCGGUAGUUGUCUUCUUUCAGUACGGCAUCAUGGCCAGUCACUUCUGGCUGCUGGUGGAAGGCCUGUACCUCCACGCUCUCUUAGCGGUCUCCUUCUUCUCCGAGAGGAAGUACUUCUGGUGGUACAUCCUGAUUGGCUGGGGCGCUCCAACCAUCUUUAUAUCAGCAUGGGCGAUCACAAAGGCUUAUGUAAAUGAUUUUGGGUGCUGGGAUAUCAUUGACGACAAGCUCUGGUGGAUCAUCAAAACGCCCAUUUUAGUAACCAUACUUGUCAACUUUAUUCUCUUCAUGUGCAUCAUCAGGAUUUUACGGCAGAAGAUGAAUUGCCCCGACAUUGGAAGGAAGGAAUCGAAUCAGUACUCGAGACUGGCUAAAUCCACGCUGCUCUUGAUACCGCUCUUUGGGAUCAAUUACAUCAUUUUUGCCUUCAUACCUGACGACAUCCACCCACAGCUGAGGAUGGUGUUUGACCUCAUCCUGGGCUCAUUUCAGGGCUUUGUUGUUGCCGUCUUGUACUGCUUCCUCAACGGAGAGGUACAGGCGGAAAUCAAGCGUAAGUGGCGCCGAUGGAUGUUGCAGCGCUUCCUGGGCGCCGACACCAAGUACCACCUGCCCUCCAUCGGCGGCAACAACUUCAGCACCCAAAUCUCCAUGUUGACCAAGUGCAGCCCCACCGCGCGGCGAGCUUCCGCCUGCCAGGAGCACUUCUCCGCCAUCUGACUCCUUGCGGGCGUGGCGGAAAUCCGCGACGAACGUGACAUGCUGUACAUAAGCGGCGCCAUCGUGUCGGGGGGGGGGGGGGGGUCAUCUGAAGGCAACACGACCUUUUUAGUUUGUUGUGACUCCACCCGACCGAUGUGACGUGCAACCAGGAUGGGAGUCGAUGUGAGUACAAGUUCAGGUGUUCAAACUCCUUCUAAAUAUGGCGUGUGACGUAUUGAUUUUAAAGGCAAAACCCACUAAAGAGCAGGAUGUUUACUUAAAAAGGUAAUGGUGUAUUUUUGCCUCAUCCUUCACUUUAUAAGUCUAAAACGGAGGAUGCAUUGUUAACUGCUCACCGAUGCCACCUGGUGGUUGUUUGGGUACACUGAAGCUAGUCCUGGACGGCCCCACUCCCUAACAGGAAUGAGGCAAAAAUACAGCUGCCGUAAAUUCCGGACUAUAAGUCGCUAAUUUUUCCCCACGCUUUGAACUCUGGGGCUUAUGAAACGGUGCGGCUAAUUUCGGGAUUUGUAUUCGCCGUAGGCUAUAAAGCAAACAGUUUUCAUUAAACAGGGGACGGCGUGGCGCCGUUGGGAGAGUGGCCACGCCAGCAACCUGAGGGUUCCUGGUUCGAUCCCCUGGUCCGUCACCCUUGCUCCUUGCAUGGCAGCUCCCGCCAUCAGUGUGUGAAUGUGUGUGUGUGAAUGGGUGAAUGUGGAAAUAGUGUCAUCCAAUCCAAUCCACUUUAUUUACAUAGCACAUUUAAACAACAAAAAUGUUUCCAAAGUGCUGCACAACAAAAUUAAAAAUAAUAUUAAAAACAAUAAUCAAAUAUUAUCCUUAGCUCCACCAACGACUGAAUAAAAACAAAAAAUAAAUAUAGAACCAAUAUAAAAACAACAACAAAAUAAAUAUGAUUAAAAACGAUUUUAAAGGGAAAAAACUAUUAAAACAGUAAAUAGAAGGUAGAAAAGCGCUAUACAAGUAUAACCCAUUUACCAUUUCAUUUAAAUGCAUGCUAUGGCGCCAUCUUUUGGACGAGUUUGCACACGGGUCGAUGCCUACAAGUGUUACCUGCUGUGAAAGGUUUGAACCGGAAGUAUAAGUGCCGUUUUCAUCUUUCGAUAAAAUAUUAAUUCAUCACUCCAUGCAACCUUUUACAAUACAACUAAGACUAUUCACAAUUAUUAAACGGUCCCAUGUGUGAUGUCUGCGGGAGUGUUUUCAUGCAUAUUUGCACAUGCUAUCGUGUUGUAAUCACGCUAGCGUCUUUAGCAUUAGCUAAUAUCCUAACUUGGACUUAGACUUCCCUUUUUUGUCAUUCAAAUGCAAACUUUACAGUACAGAUAAGAACGAAAUUUUGUUGCAUUAGUGCUACCUGGUGGUUGUUUGGGUACACUGCAGCUAGUCCUGGAUAGUCCCACCCCCUAAUGCAUCAAUCACACGCAGGAUUCUCACAGGAAUGAGGCAAAAAUACAACUCGACCUGCCUGCCGUAAAUUCCGGACUAUAAGCUGCUGAUUUUUCCCUACGCUUUGAACCUUGCGGCUUAUAAAACGGUGCGGCUAAUUUAUGGGAUUUUUCUUCGGUGUAGGCCAUGAAGCAAAUAGUUUUUCAUUAAACGGGGAUGGCGUGGCACGGUUCCUGGUUUGAUCCCCAGCUUCUACCAACCUAGUCACGUUCGUCUUGUCCUUGAGCAUGCCACGUCACCCUUGCUCCAGUUAGUGCCUUGCAUGGCAGCUCCCGCCAUCAGUGUGUGUGAAUGUGGAAAUAAUGUCACGAAGGUAGAAAAGCGCUAUACAAGUAUAACCCAUUUAAUUUAAACGCAAACAAAGACACUUAAAUGGUUUGUUAUUGUUGGUGCUAUGGCGCCAUCUUUUGGACGAGUUUGCACACGGCAAGUGCGGCUGGGUCGAUGCCUACAAGUAGUUUCCUGCCGUGAAAGGUUUGAACCGGAAGUAGAAGUGCCGUUUCAUCUUUUGAUAAAAUAUUGAUAGAUUCUUCAUUCAUCACGCCAUGCAACCUUUUACAAUACAACUAAAACAAUUCACACUUAUGAAAUAUCCUAACUUAGACUUCCUUUUAUUGUCAUUCAAAUGUGAACUUUACAGAAAGGUAAGAACGCAAUUUUGUUGCAUUAGCUGGUUGUAGUGCAGGAUAAAAGAGCAAUAAGGUGCAGAUAUAAAUAAAUAGAUUACUGUACAGAUAAAUAGAUUGUACUUUUGCAUAUGCAUCCACGUUUAAGGAUGUAUGUUAUAUUGUCUUUAUACUCCAGCUACUUAAUCCGUUUUUGGGGGGAAAUUGAGGGGAUUAUUAUGAUGCGUUCAAGAGUCUUAUGGCCUGAGGGAAGAAGCUGUUACAGAACCUGGAGGUUCUGCUACGGAGGCUGCGGAACCUCUUUCUAGAGUCCAGCGGUGAAAACGCUAUUAACUUACAAUGACAUUCUUUUUGUAUUGUUUCAUGACUUCUGUUUUGUUUGAUCCGCCGUUUUACUGCCAUGUUGCACACACAGUUUGGAAACAAUUUAAGUGUAUGUAAAUUAAAGGGGAACAUUAUCACCAGACCUAUGUAAGCGUCAAUAUAUACCUUGAUGUUGCAGAAAAAAGACCAUAUAUUUUUUUAACUGAUUUCCGAACUCUAAAUGGGUGAAUUUUGGCGAAUUAAACGCCUUUCUAUUAUUCGCUCUCGGAGCGAUGACGUCACAACGGGAAGCAAUCCGCCAUUUUCUCAAACACCGAGUCAAAUCAGCUCUGUUAUUUUCCGUUUUUUUCGACUGUUUUCCGUACCUUGGAGACAUCAUGCCUCGUUGGUGUGUUGUCGGAGGGUGUAACAACACGAACAGGGACGGAUUCAAGUUGCACCAGUGGCCCAAAGAUGCGAAAGUGGCAAGAAAUUGGACGUUUGUUCCGCACACUUUACCGACGAAAGCUAUGCUACGACAGAGAUGGCAAGAAUGUGUGGAUAUCCUGCGACACUCAAAGCAGAUGCAUUUCCAACUGGACUGGACAGAUCAGCUUUCAGGAAAAGAGAGCGGAUGAGGGUAUGUCUACAGAAUAUAUUAAUUGAUGAAAAUUGGGCUGUCUACACUCUCAAAGUGCAUGUUGUUGCCAAAUGUAUUUCAUAUGCUGUAAACCUAGUUCAUAGUUGUUAGUUUCCUUUAAUGCCAAACAAACACAUACCAAUUGUUCAAUCCCCACCUAGUACCAACCUCGUCAUGUCCGUUGUGUCCUGAGCAAGACACUUCACCCUUGCUCCUGAUGGGUGCUGGUUAGCGCCUUGCAUGGCAGCUCCCUCCAUCAGUGUGUGAAUGUGUGUGUGAAUGGGUAAAUGUGGAAGUAGUGUCAAAGCGUUUUGAGUACCUUGAAGGUAGAAAAGCGCUAUACAAGUACAACCCAUUUAUUUAUCAUUUAAUCGUUGGUUAGAAGGCGAUCGCCGAAUUGGUCCUCGCUUUCUCCCGUAUCGCUGGCUGUCGUGUCGUUUUCGUCGGUUUCGCUUGCAUACGGUUCAAACCGAUAUGGCUCAAUAGCUUCAGUUUCUUCUUCAAUUUCGUUUUCGCUACCUGCCUCCACACUACAACCAUCCGUUUCAAUACAUUUGUAAUCUGUUGAAUCGCUAAAGCCACUGAAAUCCGAGUCUGAAUCCGAGCUAAUGUCGCUAUAGCUUGCUGUUCUUUCCGCCAUGUUUGUUUGUGUUGGCAUCACUGUGUGACGUCACAGGAAAAUGGACGGGUAUUUAUAACGAUGGUUAAAAUCAGGCACUUUGAAGCUUUUUUUAGGGAUAUUGCGUGAUGGGUAAAAUUUUGAAAAAAACUUCGAAAAAUAAAAUAAGCCACUGGGAACUGAUUUUUAAUGGUUUUAACCCUUCUGAAAUUGUGAUAAUGUUCCCCUUUAAAGUUUGGUGUACUGGAACUUGCUAGAUGGCCGUUGGCACUCUUGUGCUCCUCCGCCCUUUGUCAGAUAUUGUUUUUGUUCUGCUGGGUGUCUAGCCCACCCAGUUUAAUCACCGACGACUCGACCAUGGAACAGGUAGUACCAGUUUACAUGUUACUCUCUUGAGCGACCUGACAUAAUAUAUGACAUAGAUAUUUGUACUGUAUUUUCCGCACUAUAAGCCACACCCACUAAAUUUUAGAAGAAGAAAAAUAUGUGGACAAUGCUGAAGAAACUAGUCCAUGUCAGAAAA
Molecule: messenger RNA, 5543 nt
Organism: Nerophis lumbriciformis (worm pipefish)
Lineage: Eukaryota; Metazoa; Chordata; Actinopteri; Syngnathiformes; Syngnathidae
Product: vasoactive intestinal polypeptide receptor-like
Biological process (GO): cell surface receptor signaling pathway; adenylate cyclase-modulating G protein-coupled receptor signaling pathway
Cellular component (GO): plasma membrane
Molecular function (GO): G protein-coupled peptide receptor activity; vasoactive intestinal polypeptide receptor activity; peptide hormone binding
Source: RefSeq, a predicted model, not a curated record